CUUGGUCUUGGCAAAGUUCCCUCAGGAGCGCCUCUUGCUGACUGGCAUUAUUACACCAUACAGCAGAAGACGCUGAGCUCGCUCCUCAUUUUUGGAGGAGCCGAGAGGACCGAGUCUACUUCCAGAAUCCUCACAUAUUCACUUGGACACGAGGGCACAUCACAAUUCCACCAUGGCACCUCAAAUCCUUUGGAUUGGACUGGGCAACAUGGGCCGAGGCAUGUCCAAAAACCUCGUGGAGAAGGGCAACCUGGACAAGCCGCUGCUUCUGUACAACCGGACCAAGAAGCGGUCCGACGACCUCGCCGCGUCUCUACCCUCCGGCAAAACCGAAGUAGUCGAGCAGAUCGGCCCAGCGGUGCAGAGGGCGGACAUCAUCUUCACCUGCCUCACCAACGACGCCGCAGUGCAGGCCGUGUACGCCGAGGCUCUCAAGCAGGAGGGCCAGGCCAAGGGCAAGAUCUUUGUCGAGUGCUCCACGAUUCACCCAGACACAACCGAGGCCGUCGCCAAGGACGUGCAGGCGCAGGGAGCCUCAUUCGUCGCAAGCCCCGUCUUCGGCGCUCCCCCGAUGGCCGACGCGGGCCAGCUCAUCUUUGUCAUUGCGGGCGCGGCAAAAGUGCUGAACCAGGUGCGUCCGUACAUGAAGGGCGUCAUGGGUAAGGCCGAGAUCGCGUUCGAGGACGAGCCCUACGGCAAGCCCCUGCAGCUCAAGCUCAUUGGCAACACAUUCAUCGUCAACAUGGUCACGGCCCUGGCCGAGGGUCUCACCAUGGCGGAGAAGACGGGCGUCGGCGUCGCGCCUCUCAAGCAGUUUGUCGACAACCUGUUUGGCGGUCCUUACAGCGCCUAUUCGGAGAGGAUGCUGCAGGGCAUAUACUGGAAGCGCGAGGAGCCACUGUUCGCGGCCACUGGAGCACGCAAGGACGUGCGGCAUGCGACAAGCGUGGCAAAGGCUGCCGGGAUGGAGCCACGGCUCGCCGCCGUUGCGGAUGGUUAUCUGAAGGAUGUGGAGGAUCACCAAGGUGGUGAGAAGGGAGACAUUGCGGGCAUCUAUGGCGCCGCGAGGAAGAGGGCUGGGCUGAAGUUUGAGAACGAUGCGUGAGGGAAAUGCCCGAGUACUGGGGAGGGCAAACGCAACUGAGAAUGCUGGCAGAUUGAUGACGUGUGUACCUUGGCACGAACUAGUCGAGCAUAUACAGACGCUCUUGUGAA
Molecule: messenger RNA, 1215 nt
Organism: Microdochium trichocladiopsis
Lineage: Eukaryota; Fungi; Ascomycota; Sordariomycetes; Xylariales; Microdochiaceae
Product: NAD binding domain of 6-phosphogluconate dehydrogenase-domain-containing protein
Exons: 2
Coding region: 173-1105 (310 amino acids)
Molecular function (GO): oxidoreductase activity, acting on the CH-OH group of donors, NAD or NADP as acceptor; NAD binding; NADP binding
Source: RefSeq, a predicted model, not a curated record